Cyclopterus lumpus (lumpfish) is the source of this 1953-nucleotide messenger RNA. Its product is annotated as CTD small phosphatase-like protein. The record is from RefSeq and is a predicted model, not a curated record. Lineage: Eukaryota; Metazoa; Chordata; Actinopteri; Perciformes; Cyclopteridae. The coding region runs from base 123 to 1007 and encodes 294 amino acids. Gene Ontology annotation, molecular function: RNA polymerase II CTD heptapeptide repeat phosphatase activity. The transcript has 8 exons.
GUUAAUGCUGCCAAACAGCGGACGCGUUAGCACGCGCGCAGCCGACGGGACUGUCGUGCGCUUGCUCACGUUUGCCGAGGAAUAAAACGCGGUAGCCGAAAGGUGCAUCACAUCUCGUUUCCAUGGACAACACGUCCAUAAUAACACAGGUUGCAAAUCCGAAAGAGGAGGAGAGCAUUUCUUCAAGUCCAGAUAAAGUCUCCCAGUCCAACAGCAGCCUGAAGAAGCAUCGCAGCCGGAGCAUUUUCAGCCCUUUCUUCUGCUGCUUCCGCAACUACAAUGAGUACCACGUUGAGACACCGCCCGCCAACAACAAGACACUUUCUCUGCCCACGCCGCCAGAGGAGAACGGCAGUCCUCCCAAGAGAGCUGAGGCGCUGUGCUGCCUCGCUGAGCUCCCUCCACACAUUUUUCCAGCUGCUUCAAACCCGCUGAACCCAGAGCCUCCAGCCAAUUUCCUUCUGCCAGAGGUCAGUAUAGAUGACUACGGCAAGAACUGUGUGGUGAUCGACCUGGACGAAACCCUCGUACACAGCUCCUUCAAGCCCAUCAGCAAUGCAGACUUCAUUGUUCCAGUGGAGAUUGAUGGGACUGUUCAUCAGGUGUACGUGCUGAAGAGGCCCCACGUGGACGAGUUCCUCCAGAAGAUGGGGGAGCUCUUUGAAUGCGUCCUCUUCACAGCGAGCUUAGCCAAGUACGCCGACCCUGUGGCAGACCUGCUGGACCAGUGGGGGGUGUUUCGCGCCCGGCUCUUCAGGGAAUCAUGCGUUUUCCACAGAGGAAACUACGUCAAAGACCUCAGCCGGCUGGGCCGAGAGCUUAGUAAAGUCAUCAUCAUAGACAACUCGCCUGCCUCCUAUAUCUUCCACCCGGAGAAUGCAGUCCCAGUGCAGUCCUGGUUCGACGACAUGACGGACACGGAGCUGCUAGACCUGAUUCCUCUCUUUGAGGGCCUCAGUAAGGAGGAGGACGUUUAUAGUCUGUUACAGAGCCUGAGGAACAGGUAGCAGACAGCUGGGCCUCCCCUCGCUGCCGUGGCGCCGCAGCCCGGCUCCGGUCCGCCGAGCGGCGCUCUGAAUAAUCUGAACACUUCAGGCAAUUGUUCUGGUCAUAAUGAAAUCAAGAGACACCAACUGGAGGGAUUCUCACCAUCUCUGGAUUCUUGGACUCUUUGUACAGGACUCCUACUGACAAAAGAUUAUAUAUCACUGUAUGUACAUAUUAUAUGUUUCUAAGCAAGAAAUACAUAAAGUAAUUUUUCUAUCAGAGAGUGGAGGUUUUACUAUUCUAUCAAGUAAUAUUUUAGUUACCAAAAAUAAUCCAAUAGACAGAUUCUUUUUGUUGAGAAUGAGUGCCGUUUUGUUGCUUUGUGUUGAGCUGUGCUAUGCAGGCUGUUGUAUCUCGUCUGACCUUUCAUUCAAACAACUGUGAUUUAUCUUCUCUUACAGAAUGAGUGCCUUCAUUACUGUGCUGAUUUUGUUGUCAGGUUAUGGGGUGCACAUUGUUAUGCUGCAUAAUAACUCAAAUUUCCAAGUACAUAACACUAAAUCCUUAAAUUGAAGUUGGAAAUUAGUCUGAAUUGAUUGAGAAACCUGAGAAAACAGAAACGAUUUAUUUCUAGAGAUUUAUCCAACUAGCCGGUUUGACCUGGAUGAUUCUUUGUUUUUGAGUUUAAUAAUAUUGAAUUGUUAAAUUUACCAAAGAUUUCUACAAUUCAAUGUGAUUUGUGACUGAAUGACGUCAUGUGAUCCUUGACGGUGACUGUAAAUUGAUAAUCCUUAGAGAUAUUGAAACCCCACUUUAUUAUGGAAAAAAGAAAACGUGAUGACAUCGCAGUCCACCAAUAAAUGUAAAACUUUUGAGGAAGAUAUAAUAAUUAGCUUAGUAGACAUGAAAUUCUAUUUAUUGGGGAAAAGGGGGAUUGGGUGCAUUGUAAAGCAACUGCUGUUGAAA